Cladocopium goreaui is the source of this 2959-nucleotide messenger RNA. The record is from the annotation of a GenBank genome assembly. NCBI's taxonomy places the organism in Eukaryota, Dinophyceae, Suessiales, Symbiodiniaceae.
AUGAUGUUCAACCAGAUCAUUGGCUCCAUUGAUGCUGUGUUCGCACACUUCUCUCAGACGUCUGGAGUUCCGGCCGAACGACUUGGGCAUGCCAUGCGUGUCCUUGGUAUGAACCCUACGCAAGAUGCCGUUGAAAAGUAUUUGGAAGAUCUGGGUGGUCCCAAGAGCAUCGAUCAAGAGAGGUUUCACCAUUUUAUGCAGGAAAAGUUGGGGAAAUGUUUCAGACAAGCUCAGGUAAUGGUGGACUACUUAGACCACUUGAAGCAAUAUGACAAGGACGGCAAAGGCGCCUUGUCGCCGGAAGAACUUCAAGAAGCGAUAGAAGGAAGUGAACUGAGCCAAGAACUUCAGGUAAGUCUUGGGAAGGUGCCGCGCAACAGUCAAGGUCACCUGGACAUCGUUGAGCUGUCCAAGUGCUUCUUGGAGAUCGGCAACCACCUUGAGUUCUCUACUGGAGCUGAAGGGACAACCAGGCAAGAAGUUGCGUCCAAGGCGCGCGUAGCCAUUGUUCAAGCCGAUGUAGAAGCUCGGUAUAGCUUGAAAGAGCCAGAGGCUUUUGCAAGAUUUCUCAAAGACGCCGAUGUUCGCUUGGUACGUGCCAAGUACCUAGCAGAGUUGGUUCGUUUAAAACAGCCGCUACCUAGACGACAAGAAGCGGAAUCACUGCAUUUUCUCUGUGACGGCGAGAAAAUAUCUGCGUUGGUAACCCAUGAUGAAGUGCAAAGUUGGGCCUUAGGGACCCAAAAAGCAAUCAUCUGCUCGAUUUCCCAUGCGUGGGAGACGAUGGAACAUCCUGAUCCGUGUCGGUAUCAGCUGCAACACAUCGUCAACCACACCGGUUUGUAUGAUGCUGCGUUUGAUGCUGACAUCUGGGUAUUCUACGAUUUUGUCUCCGUAUUUCAACACCCAAAAGCUGAGGGCUCGCACGAGAGAAUAAGCUUUGACAAAGCCAUGCGCAACAUGCAUCUGAUGUAUGCCCACGAGUGCACCUUGACUUUCAGGAUCGAGACUUUAACUCCAGAUGAUCUGUGGGAAGCGAUGAAGCUGAACCUGGAGGAUUUGGUGCCUGUAUGGGAUGACAGUAGUGGGACUCUAAAACCGAAGCCCUUGACAGAAUUGAAACCGAACAAAAACGAGUACCGAGUGCGUGGAUGGUGCAUGGCCGAAGUGGAAUGGUCCUCACUGCGGAGGGUGAAUGCCCAGCACCAACGGAUCGACAGGUUAAAGUCUGACAAAGAGAAAUCUGACGGUGUAGAGGAUGGUCUGAACGGAAGGGUGCCAAAGACGCCAGAGGAUUUCAGAGAUGCAAUGUUCAGCGCCAAGUUUACCUGGCGGUCUGACGAGGAGAAUGUGAUUAAGCUUCAGAACAAGAUCUUUCACGAGAAAGUCACAGAGUGUGAGCAUCUGGAGCUUGAAGGCCUUCCAAUCUCUGAGAUAUUGCCUCUGUCACAUGUGCUCCCAUAUUACAGAUGCCUGCAAAGCAUGAAGCUAAAAACAUUCAGAUGUGGCGAAGCAGAAGCAACAGCCUUUGGCAAGGCUUUGGCAUCGAGUCAAGUUGAGAAACUUGAAGUGCACAACAACGAUUCGGAGAGCAGCAAGUUCCUGGUGAAGGCGAUAGCCGAGGCCUUGAAAACAAAUAUGUCUAUAAGACACAUCAACCUGGAAGGCAAUGACAUCAGGGCUGAGGGAGCUCAGGCUCUUGCAGAGGCCUUGAAGAUCAAUGAAUCUGUGACAGAGAUCAAGCUGGGAUACAAUCGCAUUCUUGACGAGGGGGCCAAGGCUCUCGCAGAGGCCUUGAGGACAAAUCAUUUCGUCAGAGACAUCAAUUUACAGCGGAACUGCAUUGGGGCUGAUGGAGCUAAGGAUUUUGCAGAGUCAUUGAAGAGCUUGAAGGAGAAUAUCGGUGUGAGGGUCAUCAACAUGGCACGGAAUCCCAUUGGUGCUGAUGGAGCUAAGGCCCUCGCGGAGGCCUUGAAGAUAAAUGUAUCUGUGACAGAGAUCAAGCUGGGAUACAGUCACAUUCUCAACGAGGGGGCCAAGGCUCUCGCAGAGGCCUUGAGGACAAAUGAAUCCAUCAGAGACAUCAACUUACAGCGCAACUGCAUUCGGACGGAUGGAAAUAAGGAAACCUUGAAGACAAAUCACCCCGGCACAACCAUUGGCCUGCCGGCAGGAGCCAAGGGCAGGAUGGGGAACCAACAGAUUCCAGGCAGAGAACCUUUUGAAGCACCAGUCCGUUUGAAGGCUUUGGCGGAAGCCUUAAAGACAAAUAGUAUUGCGCGGGACAUUGAUUUGACGGGCGAUUCCAUUGGUGCGAAGGGAGCGGAGGCUAUCGCUCAAGCCUUGAAGACAAAUACAUCAGUGACGGACCUCAACAUGAAAUUAAAUCGCAUUGGCCCUGAGGGAGCCAAGGCCCUGGCACACGCUUUGGAGAUGAACAUGUUUGUUGGCGUCAUCAACAUGGAACACAAUGACAUUGGCACCGAGGGUGCCAAGGCCCUAGCAGAGGCCUUGAUGACAAACCUGUGCGUGAGCAGUAUCAACUUGGCCAACAACGGCAUAGGCGUAGAGGGUGCCAAGGCCCUAGCAGAGGCCUUGAUGACAAACCUGUCCGUGAACAGUAUCAACUUGGCCAACAACGGCAUAGGCGUUGAGGGUGCCAAGGCCCUCGCAGAGGCAUUGAUGACAGACACAUCCGUGAACAGUAUCAACUUGGCCAACAACGCCAUAGGUUUCGAGGGUGCCAAGGCCCUAGCAGAGGCCUUGAUAACAGACACAUCAGUCAGCAACAUCAACUUGGCCAACAACGGAAUAGGUGUCGAGGGAGAGAAGGCCUUCAAGGAACUGUUGGAAGAGAAGAAACGAAUGGGCUUCGAAGUCUCCAUUGUCUUCAGAGAGGAAGACGGAAAUACGAUGAGCGAGAUGGUUGUGUGAAGCCGAUUGCGUGGAAGUGGUGGAG